AAAUACUUUAAGUAUUCCUUAAAACCUAUUGUGACUUAUAUGAUGAAACCUAUUGUGAAUUUACAAAACAGCUGUUUGCAAUGCUCUGCUGAAUGUUUAAAACAUGAUUUGACAACUUGAAUAAAAACGUUUUACAAAUCAUUUAAAAAAGUAUUUUAAAAUGAAAAUAUCACGUUUGAAGAAAAGUCAUAAAAUCUUGCAAUAUUUUGCCACCAACUUUAAUUAUAGAGAACCAUAUCAAGUGUUAAUAGACGCAACAUUCUGUCAAGCUGCCUUACAGAAUAAAAUUAUAAUAGAAGAACAAUUAAAGAAGUAUUUUCAAACACAAAUUAAGUUAUUAACAACGCAAUGUAUUAUAUUGGAAGCCGAAUCGCUUGGUGCGCCGCUGACAGGCGCUACCAAAAUUGUUAAAAAAUUUCACGUACACAAAUGCGGCCACGAAGGUAAGCCAGUUACCGCAGCCGAGUGCAUAAAAUCCAUGACCAAAGACAGUCGUUACAUUGUGGCAACUCAAGAUCGAACGCUGCAGGAUAGAUUACGCAAAGUACCUGGACGUUGUUUACUUUACUUACAUAAAGCCACGCCUGUGCUAGAGGAGCCAUCAAAUGCAUCAAAAAAGUAUGUUUCUAAGAAAUCGAAGGAUUUACUGCCAGCAAAAAUUGGAGAAAAAAUUGAUCAUAUGAAACAAACGCAGGGCUUAAAGAGUUCCACCGGUAAAGAGGAGACUAGUAAAAAGAAGCAUAAGGGUCCGAAAAAUCCAAAUCCUUUAUCUUGUAAAAAAAGUAAAAAGCAAAAAGUACAAACAACGCAGUCUGUACAUAAAAAUGAUAAAAAUACAAAAUUGAAUUUAAAUGCUAAAAGCAAAACGCUUAUGAAACCGAAACGUAAAAGAAUUAAAAUUCCAAAUCAUGUAAAGGAAAUUGUAAAAAAAUAACAAAGUCUCAUGAAGAGAAACAAAGCAAA
Molecule: messenger RNA, 963 nt
Organism: Teleopsis dalmanni
Lineage: Eukaryota; Metazoa; Arthropoda; Insecta; Diptera; Diopsidae
Product: rRNA-processing protein UTP23 homolog
Exons: 3
Coding region: 161-934 (257 amino acids)
Cellular component (GO): small-subunit processome; nucleolus
Molecular function (GO): small ribosomal subunit rRNA binding
Source: RefSeq, a predicted model, not a curated record